This is a messenger RNA of Leptonychotes weddellii (Weddell seal), 1178 nucleotides long. Lineage: Eukaryota; Metazoa; Chordata; Mammalia; Carnivora; Phocidae. The record is from RefSeq and is a predicted model, not a curated record.
ACCUUCCUUUUCCUUACAGGCUUUUCUCAGCGUGAGCCGAGUCCGUGAAAUGGGAGGACUCUUAGUGAGGGCCCCAGAAGAGCCCAGCCUCAGCAGCAUCGUCACCGAGGAGGACAUCCGGGUCUAUGUGCGGCAGUUCCAGAAGUCCGGUUUCAGAGGUCCCCUAAACUGGUAUCGAAACAUGGAGCUGAACUGGCAGUGGGGCUGCAAAGCUGUGGGAUGGAAGAUCCUGGUUCCGGCCCUGAUGGUAACCGCGGAGAAGGACCCCGUGCUCGUUCCUGAGAUGUCCAAGCAUAUGGAGGACUGGAUCCCCUACCUGAAAAGGGGACACAUUAAGGAUUGUGGACACUGGACACAGAUGGAGAAGCCCACCGAGUUGAAUCAGAUCCUCACUGAGUGGCUGGAGACUGAUGCCAGGGACCCACCGGUGGUCUCGAAGCUUUAGGGUGUGGCUCGUGCCAGCCCCCAGCAGGCCUUCAAGCCCUUCUUCUGUUGGGUGCUCCUCUUGGAACCCAUCAUUUAAUUUUAGUUAAUAUAAAUCUGAAUUGCCCUGUCUGGCAGGCAAUAGCUUCCAGGUGGCUCAGGGCAGACCCAACCCUUCCCUCUAGCCGUUCCUUCCCCAGCCACGUCCAGAAGCCAUGUCUCCUCCAGGUGUGGCCCCUCCCCGAGGCUUCAAGCCCUCAUCGUCUCCUGCCCAGAGCCGCGCAGCACUUGGGUGGGAAAUACCCAUGCCUCACUGCUCAGAGGAAUCCAUCUAGCCACACAUGAUAAAAUAUUUUCUUAGCAGCUGUAGAAGUUUCUCCCGAGUGUUGGCUACCGCACGCAGUUGUUAACUGUCUGCCCUGCGAGAUGGUAAGGCCCGUGAGAUUGGCGGCUGCCUGUCUAGGUGAUGCAUCCUUGAUCCUAACCCAACAGAUGCCUGGCAUUUUGUAGAUGCUCAUUAGAUGUUUGCUGGGUGACUCAGAGAAUGGAAGCAUGGGUGGAUGGAUAGAUAAAUGGGUUCAUUUCAAAUUCUUGAUUUUGAUGUCCUACCGGGUGAGGUAGAUGGCCAAUCGCAUGACUGUGUCCACCAUACAAAGCCUCGAUGGAACAAGACUCUUGGGGCGCCCGGCUGGCUCAGUCGGUAGAGCGUGCGACCCUUGAUCUCAGGGUUGUGAGUUCAAGCCCCAAGUUGGACG